AUGCGAAUACGAAGAACCAGCGGUCUGCUGUGCGUCAUUCUUGGUCUGGUGCAGACGACGACACAAGCGACCGUCCCGGGCUUGCAGUGUCCCGCCCGUACCGGCAACGAGAUCCAGUGGCCAUCGUGUCCCGAGACGCGAUGGGGGAGUCUUGAUAGGAAUUACGGUGAUGAGGGGGACAUCAGUAAUGAGAAGGCGCAGGCUGUGAUCAGCAGCUCAUCUGCGACCGCGUCGCGACGGGACGAGAGCGAGAUUCUUCCCGACGGGGAACUCGACACCGACUCGCCGUUGGAUAACGCCAAGUUUCUUUCCUUCGAGGACUGGAAAAAACAGAAUCUCGCCAAGGCAGGACAGUCGGCUGAGAAUGUCCGGGGUCAUGGCCGGGCAGUAGGUCAGGAGCGUCGUCGGCCGCCCGCGGGGAUCAAUAAUGCGUUGGACUCGCUGGGCGACGACACCGAGAUCGAGAUCGAUUUCGUCGGGUUCGGAGGAGGCGAGGGCCCGGAUCCGGCGAACCCUUCGGCGUGGGGGGCGCAGGUUUUUGGCGCUCAAAGUUCGGAUGCGCCAGAGUCGCUGCAGCAUGGGGUGCCGCGGGCGGGGGCAUCGCGGAGGAAAGAUGCCGGGACGACGUGUAAAGAACGGUUCAACUAUGCCUCGUUUGACUGUGCGGCGACGGUUCUCAAGACGAACCCGGAGUGUAAAGGGUCGUCGUCUGUCUUGAUUGAGAAUAAGGACAGCUAUAUGCUGAACGAGUGUCGGGCGGAGAAUAAAUUCCUCAUCCUCGAGCUGUGUGAUGAUAUUCUGGUCGACACAGUCGUGCUGGCGAACUACGAGUUCUUCAGUUCCAUCUUCCACACCUUCCGCGUCAGCGUCGCGGACCGAUACCCGGCCAAGCUGGACCAGUGGAAGGAGCUGGGUGUAUACGACGCGCGGAACACGCGCGAGGUCCAGGCGUUUGCCGUCGAAAACCCGCUGAUCUGGGCCCGGUACCUGAAGAUCGAGUUUCUCACCCACUAUGGCAGCGAGUUCUACUGUCCCAUCAGUCUGAUCCGCGUGCACGGAACCACCAUGAUGGAGGAGUUCAAGAAUGACGGUGACGCCAGCAGGGCCGAGGACGACCUCGGCGAGGAAACGCUGGUGCCUCAUCCAAUCGCCGUUGACAGCAAGGGAGACCCGGUGGACAGGCAGGACCAGAACCAGGAAUCUGAACGCAUAAAUACGUCCCUUCGAUCGGACGAGGCCUGUCCUCUGGACCCGACCGAGGUGGAGAGAGCACUGAUUGAAAGAUUGCCAGAAGCUACGAAUGAGACAUGCAGCAUUGAAGAACGACCCAAGUCUGGUCCUGCUGGACAGGCCAGUGGCAGCGUCGGUAAUGAGGCGGAGUCGUCGACUAGACCCGGCGCGGCUUCUGCUGCGGUUGGUGACCAGUCAACACAAAGGCAAGGCGCCACAGAACAUCCGAACGCAGUGAGACCCUCGUCUACGGGAUCGGCAGAUACCGUGACGACCAAACAGAAUAGCAUUGUUUCGGAUUCAGAUAGCCGGUCGACCCCGGUGUCGAAGGAAGAGCAGCAGCAGCAGCAGCAGUAUGCAUCUACCAACACGCAGCCACCUUCUGCCAACCCGACGACGCAGGAGUCGUUCUUCAAGUUGGUGAACAAGCGGCUGCAGACGCUGGAAUCAAACUCAACGCUAUCGCUGCAGUAUAUCGAAGAGCAGUCCCGGAUCCUGCGUGAUGCAUUCAGCAAGGUGGAGAAACGGCAGCUGGCCAAGACGUCGACUUUUCUCGAAAACCUCAACGUCACGGUCCUGAACGAGCUGAAACAGUUCCGCGAGCAGUACGAUCAGGUCUGGAAGUCUGUCGCCGUCGAGCUCGAGCACCAGCGCUUCCAGUACCACCAGGAGAUCCACUCGCUCAGCGCACAGCUCGGCGUACUGGCAGACGAGUUAGUCUUCCAGAAGCGUGUCGCUGUCAUCCAGAGCAUCAUGGUACUGUUCUGUUUUGGCUUGGUGCUCUUCAACCGUGGCGCGGGGAGCAGCUCCAUCGAAUUCCCUAUUGUGCAGAACAUGGUCUCGCGGUCGUAUAGCCUGCGGUCGUCGUCGCCCUUCUUCGGCUCUCCGUCGGCUAAGGAUACCCGUGGCCAUCGCCGCCACCGCCGAGUUCUAUCAGAAGACUCGGCUGACGGCCGCCUCAGUCCGAUGAUUGCAUACUCGCCUCCCACCCCAAGCUCUGGCGGCCAGUCGAGUGCGUCAGGUCUCACCUCGUCGCCGGAGGUGCUGCACAUCCCAUCGCUGGACACGCCGUUGUAUCGGCCACAGAGCAGUCCUCCUGUGCUACCGGGUUGCGACGUGGUGGACGUUCAAGGGCCGCCAUCGCCACGCUCGAUGGAUAGUUCGGCCGACAAGGCAAUCUCCUCGAUGGACUACCACCGCAAGGUUCUCCAAGGCAAACUUGACGGAGCGAGUGCCCAGGCAGCCUACGUUUCCCCCUCGGACGACAUCAUGAGUCCCUGUACGAAGAAGCUGAGUGAUCUCAAGGGCAAGCGAUUUAAAAAGUAUUUCUUUCCUCUCUCUCCUUAUAUCUUGAUUAAUAUCAAAACCAUGCUAACAAACCAGUGCUGGAAAACCGCAGUACAAGAGUUUGUCGAGACGGACUGUAUCCCCGCCGACACCGUGUUUGAGGCCCAGCUCGGCGAGGGCGACAAGCGAUGGACCACCACCCCUGCCGUGCUGGAGGAACUCAAGGCCAAAGCCCGUCGGUUGGGGCUGUGGAAUCUGUUUCUGCCGCGGAACCACUUUACGCAGGGUGCCGGGUUCAGCAAUCUCGAGUAUGGGUUGAUGGCGGAAUAUCUGGGCAAAAGCAAGGUGGCUCAAGAGGCUACGAACUGUUCUGCCCCUGAUACGGGAAACAUGGAAGUCCUGGCGAAAUAUGGCACCGAGGCCCAGAAAAAGGAAUGGCUGACACCCUUGCUGGAGGGCCAGAUCCGCUCGGCCUUCCUGAUGACGGAGCCGGAGAUUGCCUCGAGCGAUGCGACCAACAUCCAGCUGGAUAUCCGACGGGAAGGGAACCAGUACGUGCUCAACGGGUCCAAGUGGUGGUCGUCGGGUGCCGGGGACCCGCGCUGUGCGAUCUACGUCGUCAUGGGCAAGACGGACGCCUCGCACAAAGACCCCUAUCGGCAGCAGUCGGUUGUGCUGGUGCCCGCCAACACCCCCGGUAUCACUGUACAUAGGAUGCUGUCCGUGUACGGGUAUGACGAUGCGCCACACGGCCACGCGCACAUCAGCUUCAAAGACGUGCGCGUGCCCGUCGCCAACAUGGUCCUCGGCGAAGGCCGCGGGUUUGAAAUCAUCCAGGGCCGCCUGGGGCCCGGCCGCAUCCACCACGCGAUGCGCGCCAUCGGAGCCGCCGAAAAGGCCGUCGACUGGCUCAUCGCCCGUGUCAACGACGAGCGCAAGACUACCUUCGGCCAGAAGCUGGCCUCCCACGGCGUCAUCCUCGAGUGGAUCGCCAAGUCGCGCAUCGAGAUCGACGCCGCCCGCCUGAUCGUGCUCAACGCCGCGGCCAAGAUCGACGCCGGCAACGCCAAAUCCGCCAUGAAGGAAAUCGCCCAGGCCAAAGUCCUCGUGCCCCAGACGGCCUUGGCGGUCAUCGAUCGCGCCGUCCAGGCCUACGGCGCCGCGGGCGUCUGCCAGGACACCCCGCUCGCCUACCUGUGGGCUCAGGUGCGUACCCUCCGCAUCGCAGACGGGCCCGACGAGGUCCAUCUCCAGCAGCUCGGCCGUAGAGAGAACAAGACCCGCAAGGAUGAGCUCAUGGCAAAGAUCCGCUGGCAGCGCGAGGAGGGUGACCGCUUGCUUGCUGCUGCUGGGCUCGCCGCGCGAAAAAGCCAUCUAUAA
Messenger RNA from Penicilliopsis zonata CBS 506.65, 3897 nucleotides. RefSeq lists its product as hypothetical. The record is from RefSeq and is a predicted model, not a curated record. NCBI's taxonomy places the organism in Eukaryota, Fungi, Ascomycota, Eurotiomycetes, Eurotiales, Aspergillaceae. The transcript is spliced from 8 exons. The coding region runs from base 1 to 3897 and encodes 1298 amino acids. Gene Ontology annotation, molecular function: oxidoreductase activity, acting on the CH-CH group of donors; flavin adenine dinucleotide binding.